Molecule: messenger RNA, 4649 nt
Organism: Galleria mellonella (greater wax moth)
Lineage: Eukaryota; Metazoa; Arthropoda; Insecta; Lepidoptera; Pyralidae
Product: RNA helicase aquarius
Exons: 27
Coding region: 111-4418 (1435 amino acids)
Biological process (GO): mRNA splicing, via spliceosome
Cellular component (GO): catalytic step 2 spliceosome
Molecular function (GO): mRNA binding; helicase activity
Source: RefSeq, a predicted model, not a curated record
GCGCAGUCUGUAAGACAUCAGCGUGAAAUUGACAUUUACUGUGUUAUUGUUUAGCCGCAUCUAUAUUUUGAUAUUAAAAUCACUAUUUUAGGCUUUUUUGAAACACAAAAAUGAAAACUGACAAUGCUUCAUCAGGAGAGAAACCUAAAAUACCUUUACCAACGCUUUCGCAGAUUAAUGCAGACAUAAUUACACAGCUUGCUUCUCAGUACUGGUCACCACAAACUAAAGAAAACCACUUACCUUAUGAUGCCUCUAUUGUGGAAUCAAUUUAUCACACAGAAAUUCUUGGAUCCAAUUUCUCAGUACGACGUAUCAUGAUGCUGGAAUUCUCGCAGUAUCUAGAGAGUUACUUAUGGCCGUACUACGAGGCGGGCAAAGCGUCACAUUCUCAUAUGAUGUCUAUAAUCGUCAUGAUCAACGAGAAGUUCAGGGAGCGUGUACCAGCGUGGCAGGCGUUUUUAAAGAAACCAGAUCACUUCCCGGCAUUUUUUGAGCAAGUAUUACGUGCGAGUGUCGCGGAUGACCACUCGAGCCGGAACAUGCGGGAGCAGACCGCGCUUCUGCUGUUCCUGAAUCACUGCUUCGGGAGUAUGGAAGUGCAGCUGUGCAGAGACCAGGUCAAGCGGCUUGUCUCGCUGAGCAUGUGGAUCAGUCUUCAGGAAGGGCGUAGAAAUCAAGAAUUUAAAAUAGUACCAAAAUGGCGGAAGUAUUGGAAAGCAAUUCAGAAGAAAGAUAAGCCAGAGUUGUUAGAGAAAUUAAAUUGGGAACGCCGCUAUUUGCAAAAACUGAUGAUAAAAUUCAUGGGAAUUUUAGAGAGCAUACCCGAAACGGGAGAUGUGGAUCCAAAUGUUAUCAGAUACUGUGAGCGGUUUCUAGAACUGAUGAUAGAUUUAGAGGCGCUAUUGCCCACGCGUCGUUUCUUCAACACCGUUAUGGACGACUGCCAUUUAGUGGUGCGCUGUCAAUUGGCGUCUCUAUCUAGAAGACCAGAAGGGCAACUGUUCACGCAGCUUCUACAGAUGCUGAAAUUCUACGCCAACUUCGAGAUCAGUGAUGAAACUGGUGAUCCUAUGACAGAUCGUGAUAUGACACUAUUGCAUUAUUCAAGAAUAACAUCCUUACAGAAAGCGGCAUUCGCCAAGUUCCCCGAUUUGCGCUCGUUUGCCCUCGCAAAUGUUGCCAGUGUGGACACUAGGGAAUCCUUGCAGAAACACUUUGGAAAUUUAAGUGAUAAGGCACUACGUGCUAUUGCGACCUACCUGAACUUGGUACCAGCUGAAGGCAAAGAAGAUGAAGCACCAUGGCACCGGCUCGACAAAGGUUUCCUUCGGGAGCUAUUAAUUUCCCGCCACGAGCGGCGGAUAUCUCAAUUAGAAGAGUUGAACUCUAUGCCACUGUAUCCGACUGAAGACGUUAUAUGGGAUGAGAAUGUGGUGCCAACAGAAAUAUACAGUGGAGAGAACUGCCUUGCUCUCCCUAAACUGAAUCUACAGUUUCUCACUCUGCACGAUUAUCUUUUGAGGAAUUUCAAUCUUUUCAGACUGGAAAGUACAUACGAAAUCCGUCAAGAUAUUGAAGAUGCUGUUUACAGACUGGCGCCAUGGCGAGCAGAAGAUGGAAGCGUUUACUUCGGAGGGUGGGCGCGUAUGGCCCAUCCUAUCAAAAGCUUUGCAGUUGUUGAGGUCGCGAAACCCAAUAUUGGCGAGAAGGCACCUUCGAGAGUGCGAGCUGACGUGACAGUGACGCUUAGCGUGAAGAACGAGAUAAAACAUGAAUGGGAAAGUCUGAGGAAACAUGAUGUUUGUUUCUUGGUCACUGUGAGGCCCACUCAGGGUAUAGGUACUAAAUACGAUUAUAGACAAAGUAUGGUAGAACAAGCCGGCAUUGUGUACGUUCGAGGAUGUGAGGUUGAGGGAAUGUUGGACGCAGCCGGGAGGGUCAUCGAAGAAGGGCCUGAGCCGAGACCAGAACUCGACGGUGAUUCUAGAACAUUCCGGUUAUUACUAGAUCCAAACCAAUAUAGAUUAGAUUUAGAUCGUGCUAGUAAAGGAAAUGAGGAUGUAUACGAAACAUUCAACAUAGUUAUGCGACGAAAACCGAAAGAGAACAACUUCAAAGCUGUCCUUGAGACGAUCAGGGAGUUGAUGAACACGGAAUGUGUAGUGCCGGAGUGGCUCCAUGACAUAGUCCUGGGUUAUGGAGAUCCUGGACAAGCACACUAUACCAGGAUGCCCAACGAGAUCCCAACAUUGGACUUCAAUGACACCUUCCUGGAUAUGGAGCAUCUACGGAACAGUUUUCCUGGGUAUGAAAUCAAAGUGAAAACGGACGACCCACGCAAACUUGUUCGGCCGUACAAGUUAACAUUUGAGAACGUCGUACGCAAGAAGCAACUCGGCGACGACGCGAUGGACGAAGAUGACGAGCGCAAAGUGAUUGUAGUGGAACCACACGUGCAGCCCAAGAGGGGACCCUAUUUGUACAAUGAACCCAAAAAAAACAAUAUACUGUUUACACCGACGCAAGUGGAGGCGAUCCGUUCUGGAAUGCAACCAGGAUUGACUUUAGUGGUUGGACCACCGGGAACAGGUAAAACGGACGUUGCUGUACAAAUAAUAUCGAACUUAUACCACAACUUCCCAUGGCAGCGCACUCUGGUGGUCACCCACAGUAAUCAGGCACUUAAUCAACUGUUCGAGAAAGUCGCUGAACUCGAUGUGGACGAACGACAUUUGCUCCGUCUCGGACACGGUGAAGAAGCACUGCAAACAGAGAAAGACUUUUCUAGAUACGGCCGAGUGAACUAUGUCCUCGCGAAGAGGCUCGAGCUGCUCGAUAUGGUAGGUCGGCUGCAAAAGACGUUGGACGCGGGCGGUGAUGCUGGCGCCACCUGUGAACUGGCACAUCACUUCCAUGUCUACCACGUACGACCGAGGUGGACAGCUUUUCUGGAGAAAUGUGCGCAGGAUCAGACAAAAUCCACAGAAACCAUAAGUAAAGAAUUUCCUUUCCACGAGUUCUUUGAUGAUGCCCCGAAGCCACUGUUUCCGGGAAAAUCGUUUGAAAAUGAUAUGGAAAUAGCCAAAAGUUGUUACAGGUACAUCGACCACAUAUUUGAAGAAUUAGAAGAGUUUAGAGCAUUCGAAUUGCUGAGAUCGGGAUUGGAUCGCUCCAAAUACUUGUUAGUGAAGGAAGCCAAAAUUAUAGCUAUGACUUGUACGCAUGCUGCUUUAAAACGAUCUGAACUUGUACAAAUGGGUUUCAAAUACGACAACAUACUAAUGGAGGAAUCAGCACAAAUCUUGGAAAUCGAGACAUUCAUUCCGCUGCUCCUGCAAAAUCCACAAGACGGCCGUUCGAGGCUCAAGCGGUGGAUAAUGAUCGGGGAUCACCACCAACUGCCGCCGGUGGUGAAGAACAUGGCGUUCCAGAAGUACUGCAAUAUGGAACAGAGUCUCUUCACCAGGAUGGUGCGUUUGGGUGUGCCUUACGUGGAAUUGGACGCACAGGGUCGUGCUAGACCCAGCAUCUGCAACUUGUACCGAUGGCGGUAUCGAGCUCUGGGUGAUCUGGGCCACGUUUGCCGCUUGCCUGAGUAUCGCGCUGCCAACGCCGGCCUUCGGUACGACUUCCAGCUGAUCAACGUGGACGACUUCAACGGCGCCGGGGAAACGGAGCCCAGUCCUUACUUCUACCAGAAUCUAGCGGAAGCAGAGUACGUUGUGGCCGUGUUCAUGUACAUGCGGUUAGUGGGGUGGCCAGCGUCCCGUAUCUCCGUGCUCACUACCUACAACGGGCAGAAGCACCUCAUCCGUGACGUCAUCGAUAAGCGGUGCGCGGAGAACCCUCUUAUCGGCCGCCCGCAUAAGGUGACGACAGUGGACAAAUACCAAGGGCAGCAAAAUGAUAUCGCACUGGUAUCCCUGGUCCGGACUAAAGCGGUUGGUCACGUGCGAGAUCUCCGUCGGCUCAUAGUGGCCGCGUCCAGGGCCCGUCUUGGCCUCUACAUAUUUGCGAGGGCCAACCUCUUCAGGAACUGUUUUGAACUGCAACCGACUUUCAAUCAGCUGGUAGAGCGGCCACUAGAGUUGGAACUGGUACCAGGCGAACGUUACCCGGCGCAGCGAGCGGCAGCAGCGGCCGUGCCAGACCCGCUCGUGCUGCGCGUGACCGACAUGCCGCACAUGGCGCGCUACGUCUACGACAUGUACCUCGACAAAGUGCGAAACGCCAACAAACAGUUCGAGCGUUCAAAAGGAUCGUGGUCGGCCCCAGGAACGGAAUCUGCAGCGCGCUCCCAAGAACCAGAGCGGUUCGUACCCACACACCCUGGCGCUGCUCCCGACAGUGACGACGAAGACACCUUCAGACCCACCGAGAUUGUUAACGAAAUUGAGGAAUCACCAAAUCCUUAGAUGAAGUAUUUCAUAUAGUUUUAAUUCGUCAUUUUACCAACCAAAUGAUUAAACUCUCAUGCUAAUAUACUGUUUAUUUUAUUCUACACAUUUGCAGACUUUAUUUGAAUAAAUAAAUAAUUCAUUACGUAAAUAUUGCAUAGACUCUGUUGUAUUUUCGUAUUUAUUUUGCAAUAGCUGUAUUCCGUGGCUUUGCCUGUGUAAAUUUGAAUAAAAUUUCCCUUUUCUAAU